AACGUUCAUCGAUUUCGUCUGCCCGGAUGCCCGCUCAUUUAUCACACCCGGUUCCGGCCCCAUUUGAACAAGUUCCUUGAACGCAUAUCUCGGCGCUUCCAGCUGCACAUCUGCACCUUUGGAAACCGCGCUUAUGCCCAUCAACUGGCGAGCAUCUUGGACCCCAAGCGCCAGUACUUUUGUCAGCGAAUUCUCUCACGUGACGAGUGCUUUAACCCCGUAACCAAGUCAGCCAACCUCAAGUGA
Molecule: messenger RNA, 246 nt
Organism: Dibothriocephalus latus
Lineage: Eukaryota; Metazoa; Platyhelminthes; Cestoda; Diphyllobothriidea; Diphyllobothriidae
Source: the annotation of a GenBank genome assembly